AUGCAGUCUAGUACCCGGUGGUCAUUUCUUGCCAUUAUUUCACUUCUUUUAGUGGUACAGAGCUUCGCAAAUCAGGGUGAAAUUGAUCGACUACUCGGAGCACGUGUAGAGCGAAACUGUUUCUUCUCGCCGAUGGGCUGUAUGUUCUUGCCUGGCAAGAAGUUGUCACGUGUUCGUCGUUUGCCUGAAUUGGCUGAUCAGGAUCCACAAUCAGAAAGAUCAUUGCUUUGGUUUAUCUAG
This is a messenger RNA of Necator americanus (New World hookworm), 240 nucleotides long. RefSeq lists its product as uncharacterized. The coding region runs from base 1 to 240 and encodes 79 amino acids. The record is from RefSeq and is a predicted model, not a curated record. The transcript has 2 exons. Lineage: Eukaryota; Metazoa; Nematoda; Chromadorea; Rhabditida; Ancylostomatidae.